UUAUAAAUUUAAAUUUGUAUCGCUAGGUUGGGUGAAGGGAAGUCAUCACUCCAAAGCGCCUGUCCACGCCGCUUUCUCUCCUCACCGCCGUCGACUCGCCAUCUCGCACACAGACAAAUUGGCACAAGAGAAUGAAGGUCAAGAUUAUACAUGGCAUGCUGUUGCUUCUUGGACAUGGGAUGCCCAAGACGAGACUUGUGGUAUUUGUAGGAUGGCAUUUGAUGGUUGUUGCCCUGAUUGUAAACUCCCAGGAGAUGACUGCCCCUUAAUUUGGGGUUCUUGCAAUCACGCAUUCCAUCUUCACUGUAUCUUGAAAUGGGUGAAUUCACAAACUUCACAAGCACAUUGUCCCAUGUGUCGUAGAGAAUGGCAAUUCAAGGAAUAAUUCUUGUUCAUUUCUAUACAUAUAUAGUUAUAUGUAUGUCUCAACUCCACAGCUGUGUUUUAAGAAUGGCAAAUUUUAUUGAGCACAACUGAAAUUCAAAUCUGAAUCAUGUUUUUUGCGGUGGGAAUAUUGUAAAUCAAAUCGUUCAGUUCCAUUCUUGAUGUAUCACAACUUUUUUGGUUUAUUAGCUUAA
This is a messenger RNA of Salvia hispanica, 578 nucleotides long. The record is from RefSeq and is a predicted model, not a curated record. NCBI's taxonomy places the organism in Eukaryota, Viridiplantae, Streptophyta, Magnoliopsida, Lamiales, Lamiaceae.